AUGCCGGAGAUGACGGACAUCCGGCUCGAGCGGACAGUGUCCUCAUCGAGAGUAGCGCCGGUGACGGCCGAGGAAAUCCCGUCGGAGACCAGAAGCCAUGUGCAUCACGUGAUAAAUGUGCUGGAAAUCUCUUCACCCGAGGCCGACGACCAGGACGAGUUUUCCGGCGAGCGCAACCCGCUCGACCGGUUGCUACCGACCACAGAAUCAAGAAACGGAGGCUGCCUGGCGGCGGCGCUUCACCUGCUGAGCACCGGAAUCGGAUAUCAGGCGCUUCUACUUCCGGUGGCUUUCGUUUCAUUGGGAUGGUACUGGGGGGUUAUUUGCUUGUCCUUGGCAUUUUCAUGGCAGCUCUACACAACUUGGCUUCUUAUAAAUCUUCAUGAAUCAGCUCCACCAAAUGGAGUUCGUUACAGUCGAUAUCUUCACCUCUCAAUUGCCGCAUUCGGUGAAAGAUUGGGAAAAUUGCUAGGGCUUUUCCCAACAAUGUACCUAUCAACUGGGACAUGUAUAGUGUACAUAAUCAAUGGAGGCACAAUUAUAGAACUAUUCUUCCAAUCCAUUUGUUACGAUAACGAUCAUUUCAACUCCAAAACGCUAACUGGAGCCGAAUGGUUCUUGAUUUUCAUCUUCUUAUCCGCACUCACGGCUCAGUUUUUCCCUAACCUCAACUCUCUAACCGUUGUCUCGGCUAUUGGAUCAUUCACAGCUGUUUUCUAUUGUUUUCUUCUUUGGAUUAUGUCUCUCGAUAAAGGAAGAGUACACGAGCAAAUGGAUGGUAAUGAUAUUAUUAUCGAUGGCUCGGGAUUUCUAAACGUGUUAAAUGGGUUGGGGAUAGUAGCUCUUGCUUUUAGAGGGCAUAACCUUGUGUUAGAAAUACAGGGUACAAUACCCACGAACAUGAAAAAACCAUCAAGCAAGUCCAUGUGGAGAGGAGUAACAUUUUCAUACAUAAUUAUUGCUAUGUGUAUGUAUCCAAUUGCAAUAGUUGGAUAUUGGGCUUAUGGAAAUAAGAUAUCAUCGAAGUUAGGUAUCCUUACUUCCUUCGUGAGUUUGCAUCACAAGACUACAUCCAAGUAUCUUACGGGUGCAAUAUGCUUAACGGCUAUAAUCCACUACAUUUGCGCGUUCCAAAUGUACUCAAUGCCCGCGCUCGACAACUUUGAGCGCAUAUAUGUAACCAAGAAGAACAAACCGUGCUCUAGGUGGGUCCGUGCAUCCAUUAAGGCCUUGUUUGGAGGAUUUACAUACAUUAUGUCUGUGGCUGUGCCUUUCUUGCCGAGUUUGGGCUUGUUUGUUGGGUCGAUGGCACUUCCCCUGACCUUGUCCUAUCCGUGCCUAAUGUGGGUCGCCAUCAGAAAACCGGCCCGGUUUAGUAGGAUGUGGUUACUCAAUGUUGGGCUUGGUUUUGUAGGAAUAAUGUUUUGUGUAUUGAGUAGUGUAGGAGCUUUGUGGUCCUUGAUAGCUGAUGGCUUAGAUGCAAAUUUCUUCAAGCCUAAAUCAUAA
Molecule: messenger RNA, 1506 nt
Organism: Striga hermonthica
Lineage: Eukaryota; Viridiplantae; Streptophyta; Magnoliopsida; Lamiales; Orobanchaceae
Source: the annotation of a GenBank genome assembly